AUGAUUGGAAAUCCAGGAGAAGAUAAACCGAUUGACAAGAAAUUUCUUGGUGAAUUCGAAACUAAAGACAGUACUUCCAUAGCGGAAGCUAUAAAACGUGCAUGCACAAUUGGAGGCGACUGUGGUAAAAAGCCGGAGCAAUUAUUGGAGCGGUGCAAAGAAAACAAGAAAACUGAUUGCGACACAUUGAUUCGAGAGGGUGUGGAAAAAUUUUGUAAAGAUAAUUCCAGUGCCAGCGCGUGUUGGUGGCUUACUACCACUACCACUACAUCCAGUCAUCUUCCUUUCAUCAUAGGAGGUGCUGUCGCAGCUGUGGUUCUCCUUGCUGUUGGUAUCGCUCUUUUCAUUUAUUGUCGUAAGAAGAAGAAGAAGUCAGUUGGCAAAGGACAGUCAGUGACGGGAGCAACUAAUGGAAGUAAGACUGCAACUGGAGCAACUAACACCGGAACUCCUACCAUAGAAGCGCCACCUGCUACUCAAACGGGUUCUAGAUAUUGA
Messenger RNA from Caenorhabditis remanei, 498 nucleotides. RefSeq lists its product as uncharacterized. The coding region runs from base 1 to 498 and encodes 165 amino acids. The record is from RefSeq and is a predicted model, not a curated record. NCBI's taxonomy places the organism in Eukaryota, Metazoa, Nematoda, Chromadorea, Rhabditida, Rhabditidae. The transcript has 3 exons.